AUGAAUGGAGCGGUGACGGGCAAUGGUGACGGAAGCUCCUUGAGGCGAUUUUAUUCAUACAAAAAUACCUUUGAUGAGAAUAGCGUUUGGUUGGAGAUCCCCAAACAAAUUACGUUUAGUGAAAAUUCCGAUCCGUUCGUGGAGGAAUAUGACCGCCCUAUCGCGUCAACCAGCGAUCCUGCUGCCAACCCACAACCUCUAACUUGGGAUGCUAAUGAUAAUUACCGUCAUCAAUCAUCACUAGAUGCCCAGACACAGGGUCUGGAGGCUCUCUCAGAGGCGGUAACCGGGGGACCUUAUCAUCACCUUCGCCCGAACUCUUCCCCCCCAGUCCAUCCGUCGACGAGUAGAAAUGAUAUUGUCAGUAAUCUUGCGAAUAAUACUGCCUCGAGUCAGACUGAACUGCCAGCUCCUCUGGCACUAACAGUUUCCGUAAACCCUACACGUCCAAGCAUGCCAGCUCCAACAUUCUCAUCCGCAUCAACAUCCUCCCCGAACAACAAUAUCAAUUUUAUACUCAACCCGUCAACAUCAAUGUUCUCCCCUAUCGACCCGAAUCUCCAGUCGUCUCCACCCCAUAGCAAAAUGGCACUCAGCGCUUCAACGCCAUCUGGGUCGAAAGAGUUGAUUUCAGGUCUAGGAGCUGAAGUGGGUGUAGAUGUUGAGUCUGACCGUAAGAUUGCAUUCUUGCUACAUCAUUUUUCAGAAGCUCCAGGACAAUGGCAACUGAUAUUUUUCAGGAUGGAUCUUUUUGAUUUUGGCGAAUAUUUCGCCUCCUACGUUCCUGUUAAAGCCAUCACUGAGCCCUUGCUAAAAUACGCCGCUUGCGCAUAUGAAGCUAAGCAGUUGGGGCGAGUGAAAGGCAAAAAGGCUAUUAUAGGAGGCAUAUGUGGUAGACAGUCCACAAUGGAAGUUUGGCCUGAUGCUGAGAAGAUUGACUGGUAUUAUCACGGUGCAAAAUAUUAUGAUAAAGCUAUCCAGCUUCUGAUGGAAGUUUUGCACCCGGAACCAGAGCUGUGUAGUGAUUCUAGUCGGUCUCAGAAACGGCAGGAGUAUCCAAAUAGCUGUCUAUCAAGCACACAUUCAGAUGAAGUACUUGCGGCAGCGGCAAUUCUAUCAGUUGGAGACAAGUCAUUGCUUGAUAUUGCAGAAGCUGGUAUGAUGCCAGUGGAGCAACUGGGGUUAGCAGGCGCACAAAAGCUAGGGCUCUCCAAGGCGCGGAAGGCGACGUUCUGGAGUUUCGCUCGUCAGGAUUAUUUAUCUGCUUUCAUUAACCAGUGCCAGACAAGGCUCAACACGGAAGAUUUGUUCCUUUGGACUGAAGCUGGCCUUCUGUUGGAUAAUGCUGGAUUUGUCCGGCCAAGUAAUACAACUGGUUCGGCAUAUCCAGAAGGAGAUGCCAUGAAAGAAGAUUUAAUAUCGAAUGCACUAAUCUGGAUUCUCUCGAAAGUUGUGAAUUUUAUAGCAACAGGUAACAACUUAAGCAGCACAAAGAAUGUCCAUGCCGAAUCUUCGUCCAUUGGUGUCUGGCGGCAAACUGCUUUUGAGGGAUGGGAUAGGCUUCAAACAGAACUCGGCAGAUGGUACAAUGGCUUACCGAACACGUUCAAACCUUGCGUCAGACUAGAGUCUUCUUAUCCGUCUUUCCAAGAUCCAAAUGAAGCGCCGUUACCUUGCCAGGAAGUGUGGUACAUCCUCCCCAUGUGUGGAUCAACAAUGCAGCAUUACCACAUGAAAUCGCCAGCGUCGAUCGGACGGAGCCAACUCUUCCGCCGCGCCACGUACGUUCCCGCUCGUCAGCCACCACCUCCUUCAUGCAUACAAGAGCUCAAUACUCUUAAGCAGCAUCUUGAAACUCUUCAGUCAUCACGUAACCCGCAUGAGAUGAUGGAUUGGGAACCCAUUCCGCCAGCGGACACUCAUCACCAGCAGCAGCAGGAACAGGGGCAGCCGCGGUGGAAGAUUUUAGACAUGUCCGACUCAGCCUCCUAG
Molecule: messenger RNA, 1992 nt
Organism: Paracoccidioides lutzii Pb01
Exons: 6
Coding region: 1-1992 (663 amino acids)
Biological process (GO): positive regulation of transcription by RNA polymerase II
Cellular component (GO): nucleus
Molecular function (GO): DNA-binding transcription factor activity; transcription cis-regulatory region binding
Source: RefSeq, a predicted model, not a curated record